Amborella trichopoda is the source of this 2661-nucleotide messenger RNA. It is a transcript of the gene PYE, whose product is annotated as basic helix-loop-helix (bHLH) DNA-binding superfamily protein. The record is from RefSeq and is a predicted model, not a curated record. NCBI's taxonomy places the organism in Eukaryota, Viridiplantae, Streptophyta, Magnoliopsida, Amborellales, Amborellaceae. Gene Ontology annotation, molecular function: protein dimerization activity.
UUAUGAAUAUGUUGUUCUAUUAUAAAGUUCAGGUUAGCUUAUCAUUUUACUUCUAAUUACUUUAUCUGUGAUAUAUUUUUGCAUAGCCUGGGCGUUCUUAAUCAAGUAAUUAUUGUGUGCAAAGAUUUUGACAUCUUGCAGGAACUACAAUAUAAUGAACUAAGAAAAUGUAUAACAAAUCCUAUAAUUUUGCAAAAUAUUUUGAUUGAAUUGAAACAGAAGCAGAGUUGUCGAAUACUGCAAUUGAAUUAAAAAAGCUGUCUUACCAUAAAUCCAAAGUUCUGUUUUCUUUUAGGUAGUCUAUUUUAUAUAAUUCAAAGUAGUUUGUUCUUUCAUGCUAUUAUCUCUUUCUCUAACAAACUCUCUUUAGCUUGGGGAAAAAAGGGUAAGGCUCCCUUCAAAUCUCAAUUGAAGACUUAGGAAGUGAGCUCCCCAAUUUUGGUGGCAACAUUUAAACUUUCUUACACUUUAAGGGAAUAUGUUGUUCCUUAUACAAUGGAAUAUGCUAGGAGUUUUAGACUGGACUAGGCUGUUAGUUCCAUGUUGGAUUUAAUUGGGGAACUGUGACAUGAGUUAAUGUGAAGGAUGUAAUGGUUUUUGACAAUGAUUCAAGAAUCACUGGUCUCACUUGGAAUUGGCUGAGUAGGAUUGGAACCGUAAGGCUGGCAAUUCUGGGUCCAAUAACCCCAGAAUCGGAAUCGCCUGAGUCUCUCAGUUUUCUAUUUUUUUUUUUUUAAUUUAUUUAUGGUAAACUAUCUUCCAAUCCAAGUUGAACCAGGAGGACCCCUGUCAAGUCUGAGCCCCAAUUUCUGAUUUUUGAAUCACUGUCUUUGAUAUAACGAAUGUUGCUUGUUGCUUCACGGACCGGUCAACCGAACUCAUGCUUGGGGCUUUGUGUUUAUGGGAACUACUAGGCUAGAAAGUUAUUAUGUGGUAGAUUGGGCACAAGCUGGGUGGAUGAAGAGACUAGCUAGUAUUUUUGGAGAUUGAUGAUGAAUAUAAAUAAUUGAUUUCCAUUAAUGAAAACAAAGGGCUUAUGCCAUUAUUUAACAGUAUGCUCCAUAGGCGAAUAUACAACAAUGAAAAAUAAUUAAGGUGUCCAUUUUCUUAAGACCUGUUGGAGUGAAUGGCCUUAUUGCUCUUUAUUAUUGAACUGUAAUUACUUGGAGGUGACUUGUGGCUACCUGUUUGGCUGUUUUACAGAAAUACAUUUUAGAAAUAACUUAUCAAGUAUCACUUCUACUUCUAUCAAAGGAUGCAAGACAAGAAUCUUGAAAAUCAAAUUGAUUUUCAGCCCCAUGCCUAAGUUUUUUAUUUUAAGCGCUUCAUGAAGUUCCACCUUCAAGAAGAGCAUGGGGAGAGUUUCAAGGAAAGUCCACAAGGCUGAGAGGGAGAAAUUGAAGCGCAACCAAUUUAAUGAACUCUUUUUGGAGCUGGGACAAGCCCUUGAACCCGAUCGACAAAAUAAUGGAAAGGCCUCCAUUUUGAUCGAUGCAACUAGAGUUCUUCGUGAUCUGUUCGCACAUGUAGAGUUCCUCAAAACUGAGAAUGCAGCCCUGUUAACAGAGUCCCGUUAUAUUGCAGAGGAGAAGAAUGAACUUAGAGACGAGAAACUUGUACUGGAAGCGGAGAUUGAGAAACUCCAAUCCGAGCUUCAACAAAAAAUUGAGUCAAAUGCCUUGCGGGAUCCACCACCACACAACGCCCAUUCACACGAUGCUAACUCAGUCCCCACACCUUUGUCCGUCGAGCAUGUCCCACCCCAUGUUGUGGGACCUGUUCUUGUGAUCCCUCUCCAUCCUGACCCCCACUUGGAAUCAGAUAGUGGUUUCAAUGGUGGUGGUGCCAGUGUUAGUGUUAGAAAUUCGCAACCUAAUGUCAGCGUUAGUAAUUCAGAGUCUCGGUUGAAUUUGCGACGACCACAUCCCAGAUAUCCUACACCUGAUGAUUCAUGGGCUGAAGAACUUUUGAAGCAACCAAGAAAUUUACAGGUGGACAGUGCAGACUCUGUUGGGGUUGCUAGUGUUUACAACGCUGGUUUUGAUUGAAGUUCUUACAAGGAAUGAUACUAGAACAUUAAUAUACACCCUGAUUCUCAUUGUCAAAAUUCUGGGUUGAAAUAUCAAUGUAAGAGCUCCAACCGUUGUGUUACACAUUCUCUUGAUGGGUUGGGUUCUGUGAUCUCUUUCACCCGUUACGAAAUAGUUGUUUGCUACGCUAGCGAGGGUUUGUAUUGAUUUGUUCAAAGUUUUACAGGAGUCUAGGAACUAGUCAUUUUUUGUGUACACAAAUGUGUUUUCAUUGCAAUCUCUCUAUGCAUUUUGUGAAUCGGAUCGUACUAAAGAACUUCGUCAUAUGCUCUUUCUUGCCGGAAGAUCUCACAUCUUUCAACAGCCGGUUUUCGUUUGCCAUAUAGACCAAAUUUGAGUUGCAGAGAGGCACUUUAAAGCACGUGUAUAAACUUAUUACCAUACUUAUUAUGGAAUCAAUUUGACAGGAAGAUUUGACAAAGAGAAGAUCAUGGUCUUCAGUGUAGCCCUUUAUAAUGUAAACUUCACUUUUGGACCCUAUGACUCUGCAUAAGAAGCACCUAUUACAACUGCCUCUGUAACCCUCAUUUCCAUGCUUUGGUGGGGAAGUUAUGUUAUAAACCAUUGUAAA